Messenger RNA from Lycium barbarum (goji berry), 1960 nucleotides. RefSeq lists its product as uncharacterized. The transcript has a single exon. NCBI's taxonomy places the organism in Eukaryota, Viridiplantae, Streptophyta, Magnoliopsida, Solanales, Solanaceae. The record is from RefSeq and is a predicted model, not a curated record. Bases 889 to 1815 code for a protein of 308 amino acids.
UUUCCAUUCUUGACAAAGCAGCAGCCUCCCCACCUUCUCUCUCUUCCCUUUCCAUUCUUGACAAAGCUCCAUCAAUUCUUUUCUCUAGACACAAAUGGUUACACCAUUUUGGUGCAAAUAUUUUCUUUAAACGCCCCAAUCCUAGAAGACCCUCCUUUGGUGAAUAUAGACACAUUAAAAUCUUCAAGGACCAGAGAAGAUCUGUCCAUUUUGAGCAAAAUCUGAAUCAAAUCACGUGAAGAAACCUCAACGUUCGGAUUAGCACGAGUUUUGACUCAACUUUGAAUUUUUUAUUUCAAAUUCCCGCUCAUUAGAAUCCUAACCCUAGCAUUCUUCUCCUAUAAAUGCAUCUUAAACUUUCAGCCGUAGGAAGGGGGGAAAAACACGAAAUUUACCAUUGCUUCACGAUUAAAACUGUGGCUUUAAAGUUUUUGAACCGCCUCUCUUGCCCCUUUAAAAAUGAUAGAUUAUGUAAAUAUUAGUUAGAAUAUUUUGUAAUCUCCUAUUUUAGGUUAGAAUAUUUUGUAAUCUCCUAUUUUAGGUUAGCUUUGCUUAACAUAAUAUUUGGUAGAAUUAGCUCCUUAAUUCUAGCCUAGCAUUACGGUUGUAUAGUUUGUAUAUUAACCAAGUCAAGGAAUGAAAGGAGACAUGGAAAACAUUUCUUUCAUGGCAUCAGAUUAGGUUUUUUUUUUCUUCUUCCUUAUUCUUCCGCUACGCCCUAGUCCCUCCUUCUUCAUCCUCUUUCCGUCACCUUCACUCUAAUCCAUCAGCCAUUGCCGAUGCAACACCCACUCCGGUUAAGUCCUCGUUCCACCCGGCCCUCGCGGUCUCGAAUAUCAAGAAUCAUAUCUCUGUUAUUCUUGAGAUGGACAACUCACAAUACGGAACAUGGGUCGAGCUUUUCAAGAUUCAUGCUCGUUCUCACAAGGUCCUUUAUCACAUCAUUCCUCCCCCACAGGUAAGAAGAAGUCGGCUCCCAAAACUGAUGAGGAAGUCAAAUUAUGGACGACCAUUGACGCCACCGUGCUUCAAUGGAUAUAUUCGACAAUUUCGAAUGAUCUGCUAAACACCAUCAUCGAACCAGACGCUACUGCCAUGGACGCUUGGGUUCGCUUGCGUGAUAUAUUCCAAGAUCAUCAAAACUCUCGUGCGGUGACUCUCGAACAAGAAUUCACGACGACUCGUAUGGAGGAUUUUCCCAAUGCCUCCGCCUAUUGUCAACGUCUAAAGAGCCUUGCGGAUCAACUGAAAAACGUCGGGGCUCCCGUGACGAAUAGCCGCCUUGUCCUUCAACUGGUUUGGGGUCUCACUGAAGCGUACAAAGGGGUUGGGACAAAAAUUCGCCAUGCUAAGCCUCUCCCCCCAUUCACAGAGGCUCGGUCUUCCCUUGUUUUGGAAGAACGUGAACUUGCAGCCAUGGUGUUUCACGGGUCUGGUUCGGCUAUGCUAGUCGCGGUCGACGACGCUGCCCUUCACUCUGAAAACACAAGCUCACACCGAGGGAAAAACAAAAAUUCCCACCGCCACAAUUCUGGGAAUGGCCGUAGAGGUGGUUUUGGUCGAGGCUCAGGCAGCGGUAAACACUCCUCCGGCGGACGCGGUGGUUCAGGCCGUAGCAGCGGUGGUGCACAGCCAGCGGGCUCCUCUUCGCAGCAGUGGCAUGCCGGACAACUUGGUCACUGGCAGUGGGUACUGCAACCUCGAUGGGCUGCUGCUCCUCCCCCAUGUCCGUACCCGACCACUUCUUGGGCUCGUCCCCCAACUGGCCCACCACGGCAGCAGGGUAUAUUAGGCCCUCCUCCAUCCCAGCAGUAGCACCUCAUGGGUCGUAUGUUCCAACCGACAUCGAGUCCGCAAUGCACACAAUGACUUUGAACCCGCCCGAUCAAAAUUGGUACAUGGAUACCGAGGCCACUUCUCAUAUGACAUCCUCGACCGGUAAUCUCACGUCUUAUUUUAA